AUGGCGAACGAGGAGGUCCAAUCGAAGCUCUUCCAGCCCCUCAAGCUGGGACGACAAACGCUGCACAACCGCGUCGCACUGGCACCGAUGACGCGGUUUCGAGCCAGCGACAGCCACGUGCCACUCCUGCCCAUGGUGUCGACAUACUACACACAGCGAGCAUCCGAGCCAGGAACGCUCUUGAUCACGGAAGGAACAUUCAUCUCGCCGCGCGCAGGAGGCUACGCAAACGUGCCAGGGAUCUACAACGACGAGCAGAUCGCGGCGUGGCGGACCGUCACAGACUCAGUGCACGCCCAGGGCAGCUUCAUCUUCCUGCAGCUAUGGGCGCUCGGACGCACCGCGGGCGUGGAUAAGCUGAAAGCCGACGGGUUCGACCUCACCUCAUCGAGCGCGGUGCCCAUGUCUCCUAAAGCCGCAGUUCCUAGGGAGAUGACGCUCGACGAGAUUAAAGGAUUCACAGAGGACUACGCACAGGCGGCGCGCAACGCCAUUGCCGCCGGGUUUGACGGCGUGGAGAUCCACGGCGCCAACGGUUAUCUCGUGGACCAGUUUAUCCAGGACAAAGUCAACCAGCGAACCGACGGCUACGGCGGGAGUAUCGAGAAGCGAUCACGGUUCGCCAUUGAAGUCGCCAGCGCAAUCGUCGAUGCUGUCGGCGCAGAUCGCGUCGGCAUCCGAUUGAGUCCUUUCAGUGACUUCCAGGGCAUGAAGAUGGACGAUCCCAUCCCGCAGUUCACGCAUCUGGUCAAGGCCCUGAAACCGCUGAACCUCGCUUAUAUCCACGUGGUACAGACCGUGCCCGACGACAGGGACCAGCCCGAGCCGGCUGAGAAGGUCGAUUUCGUGGUCGAUGCCUGGGACAAUACUAGCCCCGUGGUCAUCGCAGGGAAUUUCAAGGCAGCUUCCGCCGCCAGAGCGGUGAAUGAGGACUUCUCGGGUAAAGACGUGGUCAUUGCGUUUGGGAGACCUUUCCUCGCAACACCUGACAUCGUGUUCCGCCUCAAACAUGGCAUCAGCUUCAAUCCCUACGAUCGAAGCACAUUCUACGCACCCAAAUCCGAGACGGGAUAUAUCGAUCAGCCUUUUAGCAAGGAGUUUGAGCGAGUGAAGAAAGCUUCAAAGCUAUCUUAG
Exophiala bonariae is the source of this 1134-nucleotide messenger RNA. RefSeq lists its product as uncharacterized. The coding region runs from base 1 to 1134 and encodes 377 amino acids. The record is from RefSeq and is a predicted model, not a curated record. The transcript has a single exon. Gene Ontology annotation, molecular function: NADPH dehydrogenase activity; FMN binding. NCBI's taxonomy places the organism in Eukaryota, Fungi, Ascomycota, Eurotiomycetes, Chaetothyriales, Herpotrichiellaceae.